Cryptosporidium ubiquitum is the source of this 1872-nucleotide messenger RNA. RefSeq lists its product as uncharacterized. Bases 1 to 1872 code for a protein of 623 amino acids. The transcript has 3 exons. NCBI's taxonomy places the organism in Eukaryota, Apicomplexa, Conoidasida, Eucoccidiorida, Cryptosporidiidae. The record is from RefSeq and is a predicted model, not a curated record.
AUGAGAAGUAUUAUUUCAAGUUCAAUUAUAAAAACUUUGAUUAUAUUAUUUAUAGUACAUACUAUUGGAUCAAAUUCAGACUCAGUAUCAAGACCAACCAAAAAACAAAGGAAAUUUACUGUGCUUAACAACAUAUUCAAGAGAAAAAAUAAGCAAUACUCUAUUGUUUCAAAGGAUGGUUCACUUUUAUUUCCUGCUCUAAAGGCAAUUUCUAACCAGAAUAUUCCAAUUUUGAAAAGUGUUAACAAUUUCGAUAAUAAUUAUGACGAAGAUAUACUUAAUAGAAACCAGGUAUAUAUUAUUAAAAAUGGAGAAGUUCCAGGGUGGGAUGGAAUGAAAAUACCAAUACAUUCUACCAAUGAUUAUUCUAAAUUAAGAUUAAAACCACCUGAAGAAAGUAAAUCUAUUUCCAUUUUCCCACCAGUUGUGAUUGAAAGAUUUAUGUUAUUUACUUUGGAGGAGUGUCUUCUUCCUUCAAAAUUCUUUGUUCAGGUUGCUUUUUGUACGUUUGAUGCAAUCUACCCAUAUUUAGAAGGUGUUCCUUCUGGAGAAAUUAUGCAAGACAUAGUAGGUGCAGCAAUGUAUUCAAUCAAUAAAAUAGAAGGAAAUUUUUCUUUUGAUCUAGAUUACUGCCGUAAUGCAAUUGCAAUGAUUUCGGACCCACGUAUUAAUUCAAAUGCAGAUUCUAAAUGUCACGAUAUCUCUUUAUGUAUGCAUCAAGAUCAUCUUCCCCAAUUAUCACCUUCUUUAAGUAAAUUGAAUUUGAACCAAUUAAUAGAAAAAUCUUUUAUGCUUCAUGGACUUGAAUAUCAACUUAGAAUAAACACUUCUGUUGAAUUUAUUCUUUGGAAAAUAAUUAAAUUCACCCAUAAAUCCAGAAGAUGGAAAAAGUACAGGAAUCCCAACAGACUAUUUACAAUCAUUCGAGCAUAUAUACUUACAUUAUAUGUUAGGCAUUCAAGCCAAAUUAUUCCAGGAUGGUAUUUAAAUCAAUUUCCCCCUCCAAAAAAGUCUCUAUCAUUUGUAUAUGUGAAAAAUGAACAUUAUACAGAUCAAUCUGCUUACAUUAACUAUUGUGCGAAAAAAUUAAAAUGUUGGCUAGAUAUAUUCCAACCAAUUACUUCACCAAUUCUCCCAAAUAUAGACACAAAAUAUGAAGUUUCAAGAUCUGCCUGCUUUCAAGCAGGAAGAGCAGGAUUUGUAAGCAGUGAAGAAUUUGACUUCUCUGAUAUGAUUGAACAAGGCACUGAAAAUGUUGAUUUGUUGAAUCUUCAACUUCCUGUAAUAUUAACCAAAUCAGACAAAGAAAUUAACUAUAUUAGAAAUAACAAUUUAAGAAGAGUCUCGGAAAAUAGAAGGUGGACAAGUUACCAUGAAUCAUAUCCAUACUCAUUCAAUGAGAAAGCCCCUCAAAGUUCGAAUGAUAAUAAUAAAUUUAAUUUACAAAAUUUAGCUCAGGAAAAUCCACCAAAACAAGAAUAUCAAGACGAAGAUAUUUUAUUAGACGAAAUUACUGACUUGGUAAGAAGAAAAAACAAUAAGGAGUUAAAUAGCGAAGAUGCUCAUGUCUCAGAUCCAAAAAGCAAAGAAAUUCACAGUAAAGUUCCUCUUUCUCCCAAAGAAUUUCUAAGUCGAUUAAAGCAAGAUAACUUCAUUUCAAAUUCUCACAAAGAGAAAAUAGACGGUGUUUUAUACAAUCCCAGAAGUAUCAUUGAUAAUCAAUUUAUUCGUCGUGGAAAUGUUUAUUCUUUAAAGAGAAAUGACAAUGAAAAUACUGAAGUCGAAAUAAAUGAUAUUCAAGACGAGGAAGAAGAUAUGGAAAAUGGAGAAGCUCAACAAGAUGGUUUUGAGAACGAAUAUGAUAGUUUAUAG